Messenger RNA from Thamnophis sirtalis, 433 nucleotides. NCBI's taxonomy places the organism in Eukaryota, Metazoa, Chordata, Lepidosauria, Squamata, Natricidae. The record is from RefSeq and is a predicted model, not a curated record.
GGACAGCUGUACGUUGUUGGCGGAUCAAACGGACACUCGGACGAUUUGAGUUGUGGGGAGAUGUACGAUCCCGAAAUAGAUGAUUGGACUCCAGUUCCAGAACUGAGAACUAAUCGUUGUAAUGCAGGAGUAUGUGCACUGAAUGGAAAACUGUAUAUUGUUGGCGGGUCAGAUCCUUACGGACAGAAGGGAUUAAAAAACUGUGAUGUCUUUGAUCCUAUAAACAAAUCUUGGACAAACUGCGCUUCGCUAAAUAUCCGUAGGCACCAAUCUGCUGUAUGUGAACUUGGUGGGUACUUGUAUAUCAUUGGAGGAGCUGAGUCAUGGAAUUGCCUUAACAGUGUAGAACGUUACAAUCCAGAAAACAAUACUUGGACGCUGAUUGCAUCUAUGAACGUGGCUAGGCGCGGAGCUGGUGUUGCUGUUCUCGAUG